Gryllus bimaculatus (two-spotted cricket) is the source of this 2169-nucleotide messenger RNA. NCBI's taxonomy places the organism in Eukaryota, Metazoa, Arthropoda, Insecta, Orthoptera, Gryllidae. The record is from the annotation of a GenBank genome assembly.
AGGCAUUACUCCCUGACAAAAGACGUUCAAUUGUUAUUGUUUAAAUGCAUUGCAAUGUAGAUUACGAUUCUCGGUUACUCAUCGUUUAACAUUGAAUUCUGUGUAAAAUUUACAAAGAAUGUCGUACGACUAAAGUUGUUCAUUACAAAAAUGAAAUCAUUUGCUUGAACAAUGCACUUUACCCAUAAAUAUAAGGCAUUUUGAACUAACCGGUGGCUCUGUCCCCGAAUCGAGAUUGAGAAAAAUCCCGCGGGAACCAGUAGACCCGUACAUGGCCUCUAGUUUCACUUUCAAUUUCAGGUUCCACCAAAGUGUUGGAUGAUUUCAUUCCUGAAGGCCGGGAAGAUGGAAGAUAACCAUGCUAGAUUAUCGUUUUAAUACAUAAAAUUUAAUGUGAGUUGAAUAAAACUAAAAUUUUGCAAUCAUGGUAAAAAAAAGGUGUUGCCAUGGCUUGGUCCGAUUUUUGAACAAUUUCAUUUUUAGAUUUUCUCUAUUGUUGUGGUGGUACAAAUAGUCAACUGUACUAAACAAGUCAAAGUUUAAUAAACAUGUUAAUUACAUUUAUUACACAUGUAGCAUAAAAAACUGAAUUCAUUUAUUCAAAUCAACAAUUUAAUAAAUAGUAAAUUAGCGUAAUGGCAGUUCGUCAUAUUUACGAAUGUGGAUUGUUGAAUGACUAUUCGCUCAGUUGCGUGUAAAACAUGGCGGCUCGUGCAGUGAAAUUUGGGGGUUACCUCAAAGAAUUAAGAAUCCACUUAUGCCAAAAAUCUUCUCAGAGCCAAGGAGUAAGAGAUUUCAUUGAAAAACACUAUGUGGAUUUGAAGAAAGCCAAUCCUAAAUUUCCUAUAUUAAUUCGUGAAUGCAAUGGUAUUCAACCCAGAAUGUAUGCUAGAUAUGCCCAGGGAAAAGAAAGCAGUGUACCCCUUACAAAUUUAAAAGCUGAAGAUGUAAUGAAGCAGCUGGAAACUUUAGUAGCAGUUAAAUAGGGGUUGUGCAUUUUCCUGUGUAAAUAGAAUUUUGUAGCAUUUAAGCUUAUAAAUUAUAAUAUUUGUUAAAAGAAAAGAGUGUUAUUAUUUCUUGUUCUCCUUUAUAUAGUGAGAUAAAAUUACAGCUGAACAUUAAUAUGAGAGAUAAUGUGUGAAAUGCUUGUCUUGUAGAGCCAAUUUACGUUUUGUGAUUUAUAUUUGCAAUUAUAUUGUGAUAUUUUUAUUUAUGCCUUGUCAAUAAUACAAGUUGAAGUCUUAUUGUUUUAUUUGUUGAUAUGUAUGUCAAUUAAAACAGUCGUUAUAUCGUGCAAAUAUUUGAAAAAUUAUUGAAGUUCAAUAGAACUGGAAAAAUACGGAAAUUCAGUACAACUUCAAUAAGUGAUGCCUUUGACUCACGGUAAGCAGAUCUUAGGGGAAAAACAAAGGACUAUUUUAUCAAAGCUUGCAUUUUUUUUAAUCUUAUAAUGCAGCGUUAGCUUUGAUUAACAAGUAUCCCAUUUAUGUUUUAAAUAAAUUAGGAACGAUCUGGCUGAUAUUUUAUUUCAGGGAUGAAAUAGCCAAUUCCAGGGUAUCUAUGGUUCACAAAGGUGAUUCGUAACCACACAUCAAGUAAUGCAUUUACAUUGUCUAAUUAUAUAGUCUUUUAAUUGGAUUUAAUAUUAUAGUAUCUUUUUUUUUAUAUAUUUAAUAUUUCUUGGAAAUUCUUCAUACUUGGACUGACUUCAUUGGAAACUCUUACACAAGAUAGAGGUGUUGUGAAUUUCAAUAUAACAUCAAGUUUGUUGUGUAUUUCUAUAAGUUUACUAUAAAAGAAAAUAGUUCCUAUUCCAGUAGUCAUUUCUGAAAACUUGUUUCAGAGUCCUUAAGAAUUAUUAAAUAGUCAAUUGUUUAUGUGCAACUUUUGGGGUGAUGAAAUUUAUGGUGUGCAUACUCGUCCAAAGCACAAAAUGCCAUUGAAACACACGAUUCACGUUUGUUUAUCCAAUUUUAUAUCUGAAGUUGGCAAGUCAUAAAAAAAAAAUUGUAUAUUAAGGUUGCAGUUUUUGAUGUUGCUUCAUUAAGAUGAUUGGAAGAAAUUAUAUGAGUUGUUAAGGAUAGCAUGUUUUGAAUUGUCUUAAAUCGACAAUAUGUAUACUUUAAAUAUUAAUGAAUGUAAGUGGUUGUCCAUUAAUUACGUAACGCU